AUGCAAGCUCUUCGAUGUCGUCAUGGGGCAGCGCAGGCGCUGAUGCACCGAUGCCGACUGUGGCAAGCUCCAGCCGCUCCAUGCUGCGCCAUCUUGGUGCCUUCGACUUGUCGGUACGCCCUGCAUGGAGACGCGCAGGAGCCCUUUGCUGGCUUCGGGACACGCAGGAGACUGUGGCCAUGGGCUGCGGCUGCAGCGGCAGCGGCAGCCAUGACCCUGACAGGUCGGAAAGCAACCACGUGUGAGGAGAGUGCGAGACCACUCCUGGUGUGCGGCUCUCUCAAUGCAGACAUUAUUAUAGAGAUCAACCGUUUCCCGAAGAAGGGUGAGACCCUGGGGACACGCAGUGCGGAUACGGGGGUCAUGGUGCCGGGCGGAAAAGGUGCCAACCAGGCGGUAGCAGCUUCCCGCCUUGCAGCUGGUACUCCCAGGAAGGCUCAGUUCGUUUGCCAGUUCGGAAAUGACUCGCAUGCCACAAAGCUGGAGCAGGUACUCGUGGACAACGGCUUAGAUCUCAGCGGCUGCGGCCGGGCUCAGAAGCCGUCUGGGCAAGCUUUCAUUUUCCUGGAGGCAGAUGGUUCCAACUCCAUUCUCAUCGUCGGCGGGUCGAAUGUCGCGUGGCCUGCAGAAGUUGUCGACUUCCAGAGGCUCAUACAGGGGGCGAGUGCCGUCCUACUGCAACAAGAGAUCCCCAAGUACGUCAAUGAGGCCGUGGCCUCCGUUGCCCAUGCAGCGGGCGUGCCUGUGAUUCAAGAUGUUGGUGGCGAAGAACGUGACUUUCCAGACGAGCAUCUGAAAAAGCUUGACUAUAUCUGCCCAAAUGAGACUGAGCUGGAGAGGCUAACCGGCAUGCCAACAGACUCGGAGGCAAAAGUUGUGUCAGCAGCCAGGAAGGAGGCCAAAGAGUACAUCAGCAAGAUCAACAAGCUUAUCGGAGUUAAGGAGUCUGACACCGGCCUAGCCCCUCCAAGUCAGUGGGAUCUGGAAGGCGACAAACAGAUGAUGAAGCAGGAGCAAGCACUGCAAGUAGCCCGGGUGACCAAGAUCAUUGAUCCGGGGACGGAUGACACCAAGUACGUCAUCAAGAUCCGCGAGUUCGCGAAGUUUGUUGUUGGCCUUGGUGAGAAGGUGUCCGCCACUGACAUCGAGGAGAGUAUGCGCGUCGGUGUGGACACUUCCCAUGGAGGAAAGUACCGAAUUCAAAUCCCGCUGCCACCAAAGAUCGACCCAUCAGUAACAAUGAUGACGGUCGAGGAGAAGCCUGACGUCACUUACAAUGACGUGGGUGGCGCCAAGGAGCAGCUGGAGCGGCUUCGAGAGGUUGUGGAAAUGCCACUGCUCCAACCCGAGCGGUUCGUUGCUCUAGGCAUUGACCCGCCCAAGGGUGUGCUGCUGUAUGGGCCGCCCGGCACAGGGAAGACGCUGACCGCACGUGCAGUGGCAAAUCGUACAGAUGCUUGUUUCAUCUGCGUCAUCGGCUCCGAGCUUGUCCAACGCUAUGUCGGUGAAGGAGCACGCAUGGUGCGCGAGCUCUUCCAGCUUGCCAGGACAAAGAAAGCCUGCAUCCUUUUCAUCGACGAGGUGGAUGCCAUCGGUGGCUCCCGUGGCGGAGAUGAAGGCAACAGUGAUAGCGAGGUCCAACGAACAAUGCUGGAGAUCGUGAAUCAGUUAGAUGGUUUUGACUCUCGUGGCAAUGUCAAGGACAGCUUCGUACGCAAGCCAUGCCCACCAAGUGUGGCAGAGCGCCCUGCAGAUUGUCCCGAGUCCAGCAGAGCACGCCUGGACAUGGUCAGAGCGCUUUCAGAUCACGUCAGCGCCGUCUACUUCAUGACCGCCGAUUGUUACGAGACUGCCGAGGAAGAGCCCGAGGAACUGCUCCCGAUUCUGAAUUUCCUGAUAGAUUUGGGGGACAUGACUUGCUAUGCAAGGCAAGUGAACUGUUACUACGGAGGCACCGCCGAGCACCACGAUCUCGUGAUGGCGCUGGUGGACCAUCUUGAGAUGCAGUGCUUGGAGAUGGGGCACCUAUGUCAGGACAUACUACGGAAGGAUCACUUCUACGAGCAUCUUGCGCUUGGGCAGGGCGACCUUUUCGGAGAGGUGCUGGACAGGCUGGCCGCCUACGUGGCAAAGCUCUUUUGGACGCAGCAGGGCCGGGCCAAAGCACCCACGUUAGCCACCGUGCUUUCUCAUGCCUCGACAUGGACUCUCGGGGGUGAGUUUGUGUCCGACUUCGACGCAUGUGGUCCAGGGCUGCAUCCGCGUCGUGCACAUCGGCUCGAUGGGGAGAUAUCAGACUUUUCAUCAUCCAGCCAUGCAAGGUUCCUGACGCAGUCUCGGAUCUUGGAGGUAUUCCUAGCUGAGCGCGACUUCGGGCCCGGCCUUCCACUGAUCGUGAACCUCGGCGCGGGCCAGCAUGACCCUGCAAAUUGCCUCCUCGAACGGUCAGGUGCAUUCCGCGCCAUCCUUUUCGAGAUCGAUCCCAAGAUGGUGGAAGACCUGCGAUUGCGAUUUGGCCGCCGACAAGAGGUCGUACUUGUAGCCGAGCUGGUGAGCCCUGGCCGCUUUGUGGAGCAGUUGCUCCAAUUUACUUCGAAGCCACUGCAUGCUCGUUUUCCGGCUCUUCUGAAGAUUGAUGUGGACAAUGGCGAUUGCGACUACCUGGCGGUGUGGUUGGAAGCAGGGUACUUGCCGUUGGUGAUCCACAUGGAGAUUGUGCACUCCUACCUGCCCCCAGAGAUUGGCCUAUCCAUUCCCUUUAAUGAGGCCAAAUCUCCUGGAAACAUCAGUCAACAGUACAGCGAGUCAUCGAUGAUGUCAGUCGGAUGCUCUUUGGGGGCUGUACUGCACUUGCUCAGGAGUCAGUAUUCUCUGCUCACGUGGAGCUACUUCAAGCCGGUGCAUGUCGAGUUUGUCCUGACUGCUUGGGCGCAAGAGCAGCGAAUAGAAGUUGUUCCAACAGAGCAGAUUCCAAGCUUCUGGCGUUCAGUCGUGUCUUAUCGAGAGGUGUUCCACCCUGACCACUACCAUGGAUUAGAGCUGGAUCCACGGCAGAUGGUGGAUGAGGGGCUCUCAAUCGAGGAAUGCUUGAUAUUUGGUCAAAUGGCGCGGAAAGGCAUCGGAUGGACCGGAGGUCUGGACCGCAAAAUCGAAUUCGGUCUGCCUGAUUUGGAAGGGCGUACGCACAUCUUCAAGAUCCACGCAAAGACAAUGGCAAUUGACAGAGAUGUGCGAUUUGAGCUCCUAGCACGGCUUUGCCCCAAUACCACAGGUGCCGAGUGCCGCAGCGUUUGCACAGAAGCUGGCAUGUACGCCAUCCGAGCCCGUCGGAAGAGCAUCUCCGAGAAAGACCUGAUAGAUGCCAUCAACAAGGUUAUCAAAGGCUAUUCGAAGUUCUCUGCUACUCCAAAGUAUAUGGUCUACAACUGCGAUCCAGUAGGUGCAAGCCUCGAAGACUUGGAUAUGCUUGGAAUAAGAAAGGAUGGGGCUGUGCUGGUCACUGCCCAGGGCCAGGUUCUUCGGCAGGCCAGCUUUCCAGUGCCUGGCGGUAAAGUCGUCGACACCACGGGAGCGGGCGAUUGCUUCCGCGCAGCUUUUGCUGUGGCACUGGUGGAAGGGAAGCCGCUGCAGGAAUGUAUGAAAUUUGCUGCGGCUGCUGGGGCAUUGACAGUUUCGAAAAUGGGCGCUGUGCCGAGUCUGCCAACAAGAGCAGAGGUCACUGCCCUGGCCAGCUGA
This is a messenger RNA of Symbiodinium sp. CCMP2456, 3735 nucleotides long. The record is from the annotation of a GenBank genome assembly. NCBI's taxonomy places the organism in Eukaryota, Dinophyceae, Suessiales, Symbiodiniaceae.